CGACGGUCCCUGACGGAAGCUUUCUCUAUACCCGAGCUAUGGUGGUCCGCGUACCGCCGGAAUCUGAACGGGUAUUUUGGCUGCGAGGUGACGCAGGACGCCAAUGCUGUAGACACGUGGGCAUUAUUCGAAGUGAAGAUGAUCAAUGGCAGUCUCGACUACAAGUGGUUGAAGAUCGAUAUCUUUACGCGCUGGCUGCGUUCCGCGGGACACACGGUCAUUCUGCUGUUCGAUAUCCAGCAAGCUGUCCUUGAUCAACUGCUACUGCUGAUCGGUAGCAUAGGCGCGGGCUGUCUUGACGACCCCUUUUGGGCCUAUUCACCUGUCUUGGAGGCAGUCUUGGGCCUUGAGGACUCCGCGGUGUGGGCUGUGCGCGACCAGGUCAGGGCUAUCGAGAAAGAUGUUCUGUCCAGAGGUGCUCCGCCCCGGCCAGCAUACAGACACCUGCACGAUCUAGCCCGGCACGCUAUUCACGCAACAGAGGCAUUGGAGGUAGUGAAUCAGACAGUAGACCACAUACUGGCGCGACACACCGAAUACGCAAGGCCAGGACCUCGCUGCCCUACCGCCGUAUCAGGCCUCCAUUCUCGUCUGCAAUACGGCAAGACCGUGCUCAGCAGUCUACGGCACCGGUCUAUAUCGAACGAAAAGCGCCUCCAAAAUGAGAUUCAGCUUGCCUUCAACACUGUCGCACAGUAUGACGCAGGCACAUCCGUGGAGAUCAGCCGCGCGGCCCAGGUCGACAGUGCGGCAAUGAGGACCAUUUCUGUCGUCACCCUCGCUCUCCUUCCGCCUACCUUCGUGUCUGCUAUAUUUAGCAUGUCUUUCUUCGACUAUGAGGCUGGCGGGGACUGGACUGUGUCUGAAAAGUUUUGGAUAUACUGGGCGUUUGCGAUCCCAACUACCUUUGUCGCCCUGGCGAUGUGGCACUAUUGGGAUAAAGUC
This is a messenger RNA of Cryphonectria parasitica EP155, 945 nucleotides long. RefSeq lists its product as uncharacterized. The annotation marks the transcript as partial. The transcript is spliced from 2 exons. Lineage: Eukaryota; Fungi; Ascomycota; Sordariomycetes; Diaporthales; Cryphonectriaceae. The record is from RefSeq and is a predicted model, not a curated record.